GCGGGCCGUGGGAGGUGGGGGGGGCCGGUCCUGCCGGGUGCCGCCCCGCCGGUCACGUAGCUCUGCGGCACCGCAGCCCCAUUUACCGCGGGGCCGGAGCGCACAGCCCGCAGUCCGCGCCCGCCGCCGCCCGCCCUGCACGCCACCGCCACCAUGACGCACCAAUACCCCGCGCUGACGGCCGAGCAGAAGAAGGAGCUGUCGGACAUCGCGUUGCGUAUCGUGGCCCCCGGCAAGGGCAUCUUGGCCGCCGAUGAGUCCGUAGGGAGCAUGGCGAAGCGCCUCAACCAGAUUGGGGUGGAGAACACGGAGGAGAACCGCCGGCUGUACCGCCAGAUCCUCUUCAGCGCCGACAGCCGGGUCAAGAAAUGUAUCGGCGGCGUCAUCUUCUUCCACGAGACCCUGUACCAGAAGGCUGACGACGGCACCCCCUUCGUCCAGAUGAUCAAGGACAAGGGCAUCGUCGUGGGCAUUAAGGUGGACAAGGGCGUCGUGCCGCUGGCCGGGACGGAUGGCGAGACCACCACGCAGGGUCUGGACGGGCUGUCGGAGCGCUGUGCCCAGUAUAAGAAGGAUGGGGCCGACUUCGCCAAGUGGCGCUGCGUGCUGAAGAUCAGCGACAACACCCCCUCCGCGCUCGCCAUCAUGGAGAACGCCAACGUCCUGGCCCGCUACGCCAGCAUCUGCCAGCAGAACGGCAUCGUGCCCAUCGUGGAGCCGGAGAUCCUGCCUGAUGGUGACCACGACCUCAAGCGGUGCCAGUAUGUGACGGAGAAGGUGCUGGCAGCUGUCUACAAGGCACUGAGCGACCACCACGUCUACCUGGAGGGGACCCUGCUGAAGCCCAACAUGGUGACCCCCGGGCACUCCUGCCCCACCAAGUACAGCCCCGAGGAGAUCGCCAUGGCCACUGUCACCGCCCUGCGCCGCACUGUACCCCCAGCCGUGCCAGGUGUCACCUUCCUGUCCGGGGGUCAGAGCGAGGAGGAGGCUUCCAUCAACCUCAACGCCAUCAACACGUGCCCGCUGGUGCGGCCAUGGGCCCUCACCUUCUCCUACGGGCGGGCGCUGCAGGCGUCGGCGCUCAGCGCCUGGCGCGGGCAGCGGGACAAUGCCACCGCCGCUACCGAGGAGUUCGUCAAGCGUGCAGAGGUAAACGGGCUGGCGGCGCUGGGCAAGUACGAGGGCAGCGGGGACGACUCGGGGGCCGCCGGGCAGUCCCUCUACGUGGCCAACCAUGCCUACUGAGCCCCGGCCGGGCGCCCCACCGGCCCCCGGCCCCCGCCCCGGCCCCCUCCCCGCCACUGCUCACACCCCGCUUCCACCCCAGCCACCCAGGGGAGCAGCCACGCGGGGAGGGGAAGGGGAGCGCGUCCCGCCGGCUGGCCCCACACCGCCGCGUCCACAGAUGAAGUGGGGGGCCCGGGUUACCCGGCCUCCGGAGGGAGCCACCCGGGUGCCCCUUUGGUGGGGGGCUCCGGCCAGGCCAUUGUGUGUGUGUGGGGGUCGAGGCCCGGCCGCGUGGGGGGCAGGAGGGGAGGCCUGGGGGGUGCCCCUGCCCUGCCGUAGCUUCGCAGUCCCGGUCGCUGCCGCCCUUGGGGCGCCUGUGUUGUGUUCGCCGUGUGCACCCCGUGUACCAAAUAGCCUAACAACAAAUAAACGGUAGAGACAUCGC
Messenger RNA from Harpia harpyja (harpy eagle), 1675 nucleotides. It is a transcript of the gene ALDOC, whose product is annotated as aldolase, fructose-bisphosphate C. Gene Ontology annotation, biological process: fructose 1,6-bisphosphate metabolic process; glycolytic process. The transcript has 9 exons. Bases 154 to 1248 code for a protein of 364 amino acids. Gene Ontology annotation, cellular component: cytosol. NCBI's taxonomy places the organism in Eukaryota, Metazoa, Chordata, Aves, Accipitriformes, Accipitridae. Gene Ontology annotation, molecular function: fructose-bisphosphate aldolase activity. The record is from RefSeq and is a predicted model, not a curated record.